UGUCAUCAGAGCGCCCUUUUUACCUGAGGAGUGGAGCGAAAGUUCAAAUCAGGAUCUAAAAUUAUUUCAAUAAAACAACAAAGCGGAUUUUUUUAAAUAAAACAAUCUGUGGUUGAAUUAUGUUAAUUCUGGUAAGAUAUGUCUCCGAAUCUGGUUGACAGAUGGACUGAGGAGAAUAAUAACAUCGCCAAAAAGUGGAAGGAAUAUGAAAGUCGUCGACCGCCUAUUCAGGACAUAAAGAAGCACUGUUAUACAGAAUGUGUGAAACUACAGCAAAAAGUUCAAGGUCUGCCAGCCCAAACAGGACACCUUAAGCUUGAGCUCACUGUUGCAUACAACACUUUGUUAUUUUCACUGAGUUGCGGCACACCAAAGGAGACGAAUGAUUGCAUUAACAAUAUCUUAAUAAGAGCAUUAGAGGCUGUAUGUAAGCAGGUGCCCAGUUAUGAUUUGGUUCCAUUAUGGCAAGUUGUGCUGAAGACCUUCGGUGGUACGGUAUACGAACCAUGGAUCCACAAACUGCUGCUGAUUCAGUGGGCAGUCUGGCUCUCAGAAUGCCACUAUGAAGGAAUCCUGCAUUUGCUUCUACAGGUUAAUCACAAAAGCGCACCAUCAGGGGAUCUGCUUGCAGAAACCCGAAACCUUACCUUCUCUACUGAAGAAGACACCUCCCUGCUCGUCGCUUUAGCAACCAAGGACCUUAAGGAGCUUUUGUAUGUGUGCACUUUUAUUUCUAAUGGAGUGGCGCAGAUAAAGAAAGAGAAAUAUAUCGAGGCUCUCGUAGUUUUGCAGGAAGCUCGCACUCAACCCUCACCCAGAGCUCUCUUGGCUCAUGUUCACAUGCUCACAGGCCUUUGCUAUGCCAAGCUGCAACAGCCCCAGAGUGCCCUUCAGUGUUACAGAAAGGCUUUGGAAGUGGACUUUAAUUGCCACAGGGCUCUUUAUCAGAGCUCAGAAGUAUACAGACAGCUGGGAAACACGAACGCUGAAAUAGAGGCCCUGCAUCUCCUGCACUCUGCUGUAAUGUUGCAUGCAGAGAGUGAUCCAUCAAGUACAUCAAUGCCAUUGAUAUCUCCUGAUGUGCUGCUUGGGAGUAAACAAAUCGACUUCAUCUGCCAAAUUCCAUCUCCUCUUCAUAUAUUACACACACUGGGGUGUCGAUGUGUGCUCAGUGACAGGAAUUCACAAGGGGCUGAAUAUUAUCUCGACCUCUUGGCUUCUCUACAGUCAGACUCAAAACAAAUGCCUGUGAGCGAUGACUUGUCAUUUCCAAGAAUUCCAGUGAUCUACCUUGAAGCAGCCUUUGCCCUGUUAACAGCCAAACGGGUUUGGGAUGCCCUUGCCAUUUGUGAUGAGGUCAUUGCUAAAACUGCUGAUCUUAUCCCAGAGAGGUUGUUGAUUUCACCAUCCAUGACCGUUUCCACAGAACUCAUCCCUCUGGCACUGGAAGCUGAUGCUCCAGAGGAAAAGCUGGAGUGUGUGCUCUGGUCUGGAGCUGCUUACUUCCUCCAAGGACAGGCACAUUUACAGCUCAAAGAUACGAAAGAGGCAUUGACCAAUUUUACUCGAGCUAUCAAUCAAUUGGUGAAAGCGUGCAUUAAGCAGAAAGUGAAAGAUCCAGGAGACUAUAGAGGAGCUGUUGAUCAUACAAUGAAGUUCCUGGAAGCUCUGAAAGGAAAAGUGCUUGCAUUUAGAGCUGUGUGUUUUGCAGAGAGAGGGCAAUUGAAGGAGGCUUUAAGGGACUUUCAGCUCAGUCUUCAGGCCACACCAGGAUGCAGGAACACUGAAAUGUGGCUAGUGGAGAUGAUGUGGAGGCUGGACCGCAAGCAGGAAGCGGCAGCCAUGUGGACGCAAAUCCUUAAUUCCACACAAUCACCAACACCCGUAGAUCUGCCCUUGUAUCUGCAAACGUGGCAUGAGGAUCCGACGGCUUUUGACCUGAGCAGCCUGAAGAGCAAAAUGGAGGAAUUUAUACAGAAUAGUUUUGUAAUAGCAUAGUAACAUUGCGUUAUUCUACAUCCUUUGAAUAUUUAUUUAAUGACUCUUGCUUGAUUUAUCAUUUGUACCGGUCCUUCAUCGCAGGACAUCACACACGCGUACAUGUGCAGAGAUGAGAAACUGGAAACCACAAACGACACACGUGUGUAGAUGAGAAUAACAUGUAAAACCACACACAGUCAGGGGUUCAGGAUCAAACCCUGGAUUCAGGCCCUACAAGGCAUCACAGUCAUGUUCUGCACUACCUGCUGCCUUUCCUUUUCUUGACAUAGAAUGUAUACCUAAGGAAUAAACAUUUUUGCAUCAAGUUCAUUUGAGAUGAUUUUCAAAAUUGUAAAUAGUUUGAAAUGAAUGCUUUUGGGUGACAAUAAAGGUCAUGUUAUAUCAUCGGAGAA
Neoarius graeffei (lesser salmon catfish) is the source of this 2393-nucleotide messenger RNA. RefSeq names its product FA complementation group G (gene fancg). Gene Ontology annotation, cellular component: Fanconi anaemia nuclear complex. Gene Ontology annotation, molecular function: protein binding. The record is from RefSeq and is a predicted model, not a curated record. NCBI's taxonomy places the organism in Eukaryota, Metazoa, Chordata, Actinopteri, Siluriformes, Ariidae. Bases 139 to 1998 code for a protein of 619 amino acids. Gene Ontology annotation, biological process: interstrand cross-link repair. The transcript has 14 exons.